GCUGUUUGCCAAUGUUUUCAUUCUAUAUAUUAGUAUAUAAUUUGUAUAUUUUUGCCCCUGAUCCAGAAAAAGUUGAUAACGUUGUUUAUAAAGAAAUUUUUUAAGUCUUAGAAUAAUUAUCAAAAUACUGGCAUAAUUCAUCUUUUGUUCCAUCCAUAGUUAUACCUACAAAAUGUACAUACACAAUUUACAUACAUCUGAGAAAUCUUGCAAUAGCGAAGCAUUGCCGGGUCAGCUAGUAUUCUAUAUAAAAAGUAAUUUCGUAUGCGAUUGUGGAGUGGCAACUGACAUUUCAAAAAGACUCAUAAAUUGUACAUUAUUUUGUGAACAGUUUGAUGAAUUUAUUUUAAGAAACAAUUAUAUGGAUGAGGAAUACCAAAAAAAAGAAUAUGGUCAAUACUUAACGAAAGUCCCAUGUCCAAAUUGCGAUGAUAAAUACAUUGAGGCAUAUUGUACUACAUGCAAUAAAUUGCACUGUGCGCUGUGCCAAUUAGUGAAUCAUAGAACUCAUCAUUUUAAAACUAUAAGCAAAGCUAUGGAGGAGAUCCGUUCAAAUUUAAUGAAAAAUAAAGUUGACUUAUGUGAAAAAUCAAAUUUUGCGAAUGAAGUGAAAUCAUGCUUAGUGUCAAAUAUAACUACACUAAGAACGCAGAAGCGUGAAAUGAAAAUAGAAAUACAGAAAAAAUUUGAUGAGUUUCGAGACGAACUGAUAAUAAGCGAAGAUAGAAUGAUGGAUUAUGUAGAAUCGUAUUAUAAAGUAAAAUUGGAGCAUUUGACUAAAAAUAAAUUGCUAAUGGAGGAAUUAAAAAAAAAAUACGAUUUCUAUUUGUAUUUUUCUCAGUCUGCUUUGAAAAGGGAAAACCAGGCAGAUCUAGACAUAACAAAUUUAGUCAACAAUCAACUGUCAAGUGUCAGAAAAGGUUUCAUAAUGGACAUUAGUGGAUUGGAUUCAACUAAUACAAAAUGUAUUGAAUUAACAGUUGUGUUGGACGAUACACUGCGUAAAUUAAUUGAAUCCGUUAAAAACAUUGCAAUUUCUAAACCACAAACAUAUGUAAAAGCAAUUGAUGCGAUUAGUAAGACCGUGAAUAUUACAUCUUUUCCGGGAUACCACAGUGCCACUAAGAAAAUUGAAGACAUCCCGAAAUCUAUAAUUGAUGAUAAUCUAGUGGACAAAGUGAAAUAUAAUUUACUCAAACAGCAGAGAAAAAGUUUAAAUUCUUCUGCAGGUGUUUCUUCACAUUUAGAUACUAAUAUAGACAACAUGUAAUUGCAAAACCAACAAGGGGACAUAUUAUUAAACAGUGAGUGAUAGUCUGUUUUACUGGCGGUUCGCGCUAGGCGAAUUUGUACAAAUUUAAAUGUGUUUGGGACAUUUAACAAAUUACGUUGAGAGAAUGAUUUUCAAAUAUUGUAAUGAGUUUUAGCGAUCUGAUAUAAUAUAAUAUGCUAUAAUGCGUUUGGAAAUAUAUUAUCAGUGCAUAUUAUUACUUACUUUAUUAUUAUUUCACACUGUCCAUGAAUUCUACUAGAUAUAUUUUGAUUAAACUUAAUUUUUUUAAAAACCAAGUUUAAAAUCGUAUUACUUAAAUUAUAUUAAUUUUUUGAGGGUUUUUUUAUUGAAUUUGCGAAUUGAAAAUAGUAACCACUAAACACUUUUUUUUUAAAGUUUUAUUGCUUUGAAAUAUAAAUAUAAUAUACUCUUUAAUACAUACAACAAAAUAAUUUAAUCUUAAAAAAAAAGGUAAGAAAAAACUCGAAGU
Messenger RNA from Metopolophium dirhodum (rose-grain aphid), 1763 nucleotides. RefSeq names its product E3 ubiquitin-protein ligase TRIM63-like. The record is from RefSeq and is a predicted model, not a curated record. Gene Ontology annotation, molecular function: zinc ion binding. Lineage: Eukaryota; Metazoa; Arthropoda; Insecta; Hemiptera; Aphididae. The transcript has 9 exons. The coding region runs from base 173 to 1270 and encodes 365 amino acids.